CUAACAGUAGACCUGGACAUUGUUAAUUGGCUAUAUCACAACAGGUCAAUUAGGAAACUGAUGUUUGGCAGCCUAGAAAAACAAGGAUCCCUAGAUUUCAAGUUCAUGGUCGAUCCAAAGGUUAUAGUGGAAAUCAAUAAGCUGAACAAGCCCCUGCCUCCUUCCAGGUGUGUGGAAAGCUGCCAUCCCGGAUUCAUGAAGGUGGCUCAAGAAGGGAGGCCCAUGUGCUGCUACGACUGUCUUCCCUGUGCAGAAGGAACCAUCUCCACCAUGGAAGAUGCAGAAAAAUGCAGCAAAUGUCCACCAGAUCAACAUCCAAACAACAACCGAGAUCACUGUAUCCCCAAAACAAAGACUUUCCUAUCCUAUCAAGAAAAAUUAGGAAUCAUCUUGACUUCCAAUGCCUUGUUCCUAACUUCAAUCACAUUCUUGGUCUUGGGAAUCUUCAUUAAAUUCCAAGAAACUCCUAUAGUCAAAGCCAACAAUCGGGACCUCUCUUAUAUCCUUCUGAUUUGUCUCCUGCUUUCCUUCUUCACCCCCUUCUUGUUCAUUGGCCAGCCAAGAAGAGUCACCUGCCUUCUUCGACAAACGGCAUUCAGCAUCAUCUUCUCUGCUGCCAUUUCUUCUGUCUUGGCCAAAACAAUCACAGUAGUGCUGGCCUUCUGGGCCACAAAACCAGGGAAUAAUGUUCAGAGAUGGCUGGGAAAGAGUUUGGCCAACUCCAUUAUCCUCUCUUGCAGUGGCUUCCAAGUUGUUCUCUGCAGCAUCUGGUUAGGUGUUUUCCCUCCAUUCCCUGAGACUGACAUGCAUUCACAAUCUGAAGAAAUCAUUCUACAGUGCAAUGAAGGCUCUGUUGCCAUGUUCUAUGGUGCCCUUGGCUACAUGGGCUUCCUGGCUGCCAUCUGCUUCACGGUGGCUUUCCUGGCCAGGAAUCUGCCUGGGUCUUUCAAUGAAGCCAAGUUGAUCACCUUCAGCAUGCUGGUCUUCUGCAGUGUCUGGGUGUCCUUCUUGCCCACCUACCUGAGCACCAAAGGGAAAUACAUGGUGGCUGUGCAGGUCUUCUCCAUCCUGGCCUCCAAUGCUGGACUUCUUGGCUGCAUCUUCAUGCCCAAGUGUUUCAUUAUUUUCCUAAGACCUGACCUCAAUACAAAAGAAUAUGUAAUGUCAAAAUAA
Notechis scutatus (mainland tiger snake) is the source of this 1173-nucleotide messenger RNA. NCBI's taxonomy places the organism in Eukaryota, Metazoa, Chordata, Lepidosauria, Squamata, Elapidae. The record is from RefSeq and is a predicted model, not a curated record.